GAGAUGGGGCGGAGCCUCGCCUGGAGCUCUGGCCUCGGAGCAAUUCUCCUAAAUUGGGAAGUCUCGGGGAUCUUUUCGGGUGGCAGGGGCGGGGGCUGGGAGCGGCUCCAUCUGCGCUUGCGCCAGGGUCCGGGACAGGGCGUGUUUACUCUUUUUGGCUGCCGGAACCCCCUAGCUCCCGGCUGAUCCGUGCAGGUUACUCUGAAGCUGCUUCUGUUCACCACAACCAUGUCCAAGUCUUUGAAGAAGCUGGUGGAGGAGAGUCGGGAGAAGAACCAGCCCGAGGUGGACAUGUGUGACCGCGGCAUCUCCAACAUGCUGGACGUCCAUGGCUUGUUUACUUUAUCCCACAUUACACAACUGGUUCUCAGCCACAACAAGCUAACAACUGUGCCUCCAAACGUGGCAGAACUGAAGAAUCUGGAAGUACUGAACUUUUUCAAUAACCAGAUUGAAGAGCUGCCCACGCAGAUCAGCAGCCUCCAGAAACUCAAACACCUGAACCUUGGUAUGAACAGGCUAAAUACUUUGCCCCGAGGAUUUGGCUCCUUACCAGCCCUGGAGGUCCUUGACUUGACUUAUAACAACUUGAAUGAAAAUUCUCUUCCUGGAAACUUCUUCUACCUUACCACCCUGCGUGCACUUUAUCUAAGUGACAACGAUUUUGAAAUCCUGCCGCCAGAUAUUGGGAAGCUCACAAAGUUGCAGAUACUCAGCCUUAGGGAUAAUGACCUGAUAUCACUGCCAAAAGAAACUGGAGAACUUACGCAACUGAAAGAACUACACAUCCAAGGGAACCGCCUGACUGUCCUUCCCCCUGAGCUUGGAAACUUGGAUUUAACAGGUCAGAAGCAGGUCUUCAAAGCAGAAAAUAAUCCCUGGGUUACGCCAAUUGCUGACCAGUUCCAGCUUGGAGUGUCUCAUGUCUUUGAAUACAUCCGUUCUGAAACAUACAAGUACCUCUAUGGCAGACACAUGCAGGCAAACCCAGAGCCUCCAAAGAAGAAUAAUGACAAAUCAAAGAAGAUCAGCCGGAAACCCCUGACAGCCAAGAACAAAUAAGGAUUUAGCAUGGUUUCUCUCUCUCUCUGUCUCUUUGCCCCUGACCACCUCCCUCCCCUCCCCCCUCUCUCCAGCAGGCACUUCAUGCAUUCUGUUUCUGGAUCUCUAACCUCUACCCUCAUCUCCCUUUUAGUCCUUUAGGAGGGAUGCUGGAUUUUUGCAGAUACCUGUUUCUGUGUGUCUUAUUAGAGGUGCCAAAUAAAGGAAGCCAAGAUCUGUUUUCAUUGCAAAUUCCAAAGAAGGCUCAGCUUUUAAGUCCUUGAAUAAGAAUCAUGAAGUUCCAUAUUAUCAAGAAAAAUUAAAACCAUGUAACCAUUUACUAUAACUUAACACUGCUCAUUCUUCUCUUUCUAUGUACCUAUGUACAUUAACACGUGUAUGAUGACUUUUAUUCUAAGUCACACACACACAUAUAUAUAUAUAUAUAUCCCUCUUGUGCUUUAGUCUGUGGCCUUGUACUACCAAGACAUUAUGUUCAUUUUACUUAUAAAUGAUUUUAAUAAAAUCUUUUAUUUGUAUCA
Messenger RNA from Monodelphis domestica (gray short-tailed opossum), 1583 nucleotides. It is a transcript of the gene RSU1, whose product is annotated as Ras suppressor protein 1. Gene Ontology annotation, molecular function: protein binding. The record is from RefSeq and is a predicted model, not a curated record. Lineage: Eukaryota; Metazoa; Chordata; Mammalia; Didelphimorphia; Didelphidae. Gene Ontology annotation, cellular component: cytoplasm.